GGCAGCCAAACAAGGUCGGAAGUUGGACAGGCUUACCCAUUAUUCACCAUGCCUACAAAUAAGCUGGAGAAAGCCCAGGCUGGCGGCCAGAGGGAGGGUUUGCAGACCAGAAAGGAAAGGGCUUGGCAGAGACAGUGCCACGGAGACGGCAGGUUGAGGUCACUUGCUCCUUUCUCCAGGGCAAUGGGUGACAGAGACAGCCGUACAAGCCAAUGGCCCAUGGACACAGCACGGAUUGCAGUUGUGGGGGCAGGUGUGGUGGGGCUCUCUACAGCUGUAUGCAUCUCCAAACUGGUGCCCCGAUGCUCUGUUACCGUCAUUUCAGACAAGUUUACUCCAGAUACCACUAGUGAUGUGGCAGCCGGAAUGCUCAUCCCUCACACUUAUCCAGACACACCCAUUCACAAGCAGAAGCAGUGGUUCAGAGAGACCUUUAAUCACCUCUUCGCAAUUGCCAAUUCUGCAGAAGCUGGAGAUGCUGGUGUUCAUUUGGUAUCAGGUUGGCAGAUAUUUCAGAGCACUCCUACCGAAGAAGUGCCAUUUUGGGCUGAUGUGGUUCUGGGAUUUCGAAAGAUGACUGAGGCUGAGCUGAAGAAAUUCCCCCAACAUGUGUUUGGUCAGGCUUUUACAACCCUGAAAUGUGAAUGCCCUGCCUACCUCCCGUGGUUGGAGAAAAGGAUAAAAGGAAGUGGAGGCUGGAUACUCACUCGGCGAAUAGAAGACCUGUGGGAGCUUCAUCCGUCCUUUGAUGUCGUGGUCAACUGUUCAGGCCUUGGAAGCAGACAGCUUGCAGGAGACUCAAAGAUUUUCCCUGUAAGGGGCCAAGUGCUCCAAGUUCAGGCUCCCUGGGUGGAGCAUUUUAUCCGGGAUGGCAGUGGGCUGACGUAUAUUUACCCUGGUACAUCCCAUGUAACCCUGGGUGGAACUAGGCAAAAAGGAGACUGGAAUCUGUCCCCAGAUGCAGAAAAUAGCAGAGAGAUUCUUUCUCGAUGCUGUGCUCUUGAGCCCUCCCUCCACAGAGCCUACAACAUCAGGGAGAAGGUGGGCUUGAGGCCCUAUAGGCCAGGCUUGCGGCUGCAGACAGAGCUCCUUGCCCGAGAUGGCCGGAGGCUGCCUGUGGUCCACCACUAUGGCCAUGGGAGCGGGGGCAUCUCAGUGCACUGGGGCACUGCUCUGGAGGCUGCCAGGCUGGUCAGCGAGUGUGUCCAUGCCCUCAGGACCCCCGCUCCCAAAUCAAAGCUGUAGAUGACAUAAAAUGACAGCAAAUAGACAGAGACUGUUGAUCAAAGCACAGAACAGAUUCAAAUAACUUUUCCACUGCAUGGAAGUUUAAUUAGACAUUUCUUUGUUUUCAGCAUUAGAAGUGGUACAGCAUGUAAGCUGAUCACAGUGGCAUGCCUAGAGUCCCAGCUACUUGAGAGGCUGAGGCAGGAGGAUCACUUGAGCCCAGGAGUUUGAGUCCAAUCUGGAUAACAUAGCCAGACCCCACCUCUAAAAAACCCAACAACAACCAAAAAAAUGGUGCAACAUGUAGACUUAUUUAGGAAGUCUAGUAUUAAAGACAUAGGGCAUAAAACUCUAUUUUUUCUUAAAAAUACUUCUUACAGAGUAAAAUUUCUUUAGAUCUGAUGUCCAAGGACCUAUGCAGAUUUAUAUGAAUAUUGGAAGCUAUACAGAUUUUGAUAUGAUUUGGCUCAUAAAUUCACAGGAGGAGAUAAUGUAUGGAAAACAUUUAAAUCACUGUCAAUUGCAGAGCUGCCCAUGAUCUUCUUAGGUUAUAGCCAAGUCAUCAAUAUCAUCCCUCUAAAUAAAAUUACACGGUGGUCACACAAUGCAGAAUUACCAUGUUUAAUUGAAGACAAAGCAUGCUUGCUGUUAGUACUAGCGGCAACCUUUUCCUCCCCUCAGCUGGUAAUGAUGGUAGGAGACAGAGAUGAAGUCGCCUAUGGAUGUCAUAUCUAUUCAAUAGCUGCUUGGAGUCAAACACCUAAGGGUUGUAUGUUCCAUUACUGUAAGUGAUUGAGAGCUGGCUUGCGAUAUGGUUGGCUUUGCCUAAGCAUUUUUGAAGAUGAACAGCAUGUGCAGCCAAAGAACUAAUUUGCUAAUUAAGGUGGAACAAUCAUUCUGAAUGAAAUACAAUCAUAGUAUUCUGUGGUUUGUUAAGAAGUAUUGGGAGGAGGGGAAUGUGUCUCACAAUAAAAUGAGUUGGAAUUGUCGAGUUAAA
Molecule: messenger RNA, 2224 nt
Organism: Sapajus apella (tufted capuchin)
Lineage: Eukaryota; Metazoa; Chordata; Mammalia; Primates; Cebidae
Gene: DDO
Product: D-aspartate oxidase
Exons: 5
Coding region: 49-1245 (398 amino acids)
Molecular function (GO): FAD binding; D-amino-acid oxidase activity
Source: RefSeq, a predicted model, not a curated record